GCUGCCUCUCUCACUUCAAUGAGCGCUAUUGUUGAAGAGUCUGUGCGUCCGGCGCACUUGGGUCGGAGCGGAGCGAGUGCGCUGCAGUGAUACAACUUUUGGUUUGACUUUCGUGUGGAUGCGAAAUCUGCUGCGUCAAAGGAAGACGUUUUUGAAAAGGUUUUGCACAGAGAUACGCUGACAAAGUGGAUAAAAAGUUUGGGUAGAGGCUGCUCGAGCGCAUUCCCGCGGACUUUGGAUUACUUUACUAAGAGUUUUAGGCCUGGCGUCACCAUGCUGCCUUAUCUCCUGCUCCUCUUCCUCUCCUUUGGUCUGGUGUUAUCCUCUGACUGCCCAGCAGACUGCGCCUGCCAAGUCCAGAACUCCAUAUUCUGCAUUAAUCGACACUCCAGCACUGUGCCCCGUGUCCCCACCACCACCCGGAAUCUCUACAUCUUCCAGAAUGGCAUUGACACAUUGUCCCAAGAUGACUUCAAAGGCCUCGAGGAGUUGGAGUUGCUAGAUCUGAGCCAGAACGAGCUGGCAGAGAUUCCAGACGGUGUGUUUGAGAUGCUGUCAAUGUUGAAGAACUUAGACCUGUCCUCUAAUCACAUUACCCACAUUACGAAAGACAGUUUUUCUGGGUUGGUUCAGCUGGAGAGGUUGUAUCUCCAUUCAAAUCGCAUUCAAAGCAUCCAUUCAGAAGCUUUUGAAGAUUUACAGAUGCUACUGGAACUCAAACUUCAAGGGAAUCAACUCACCUCUCUGCCAUCCCUAAAUUUCCCCAGUCUUCUGCUUCUAGACCUUAGCUACAACAACAUCCCAACCCUGGGACCCUCAGACCUCCAGGCUCCCCACCUGGAGGCCCUUAAGAUGGCCUCUCUUGGACUUACCUCUGUGGAUGAGGAUCUCAUAGCUUCCAUGGGAAACCUUCAUGAGCUCGACAUCUCCACAAACCAGUUAACUGAGGUGCCCCAGGCCCUUAAACAGGACUCCCUCAAGGGGCUGAUCAAGCUCAGUCUGGCUACCAACCCAUUGGGGGAGCUCAAGGUGGAGGACUUUAAAAAACUGACUGGACUUCAAGAACUGGAUAUUAGUGGACUUAAUCUCCAGGGUUUUCCUCAGAGUUUCUUCCUGACUUUCCCUAAAUUGAUACACCUGACAGCAGCUGAGAACCCAUUUAACUGCUUGUGUCCAUUGGCCUGGUUCCCCAUCUGGCUGAAAGAGAAACAAGUGAAUCUUGGGAGGCCUGAGGAAACCAGAUGUCACUUCCCUCUAGUUAAUGCUGGGAAGAAACUUUCAGCACUGGAGCACAAAGAUUUUGGAUGUCCACCUACCACAACAGUGCUGACUGGCUCACCCACUGGAAGUACUCCUGUUCCCCAGAUGCCCACCACAUCUCCAACAACCACCCAUACCAAUGCCAUACCUCCUCCUCCCCCUCCUCCUCCUCCACCCAGUGAGGAAACCAUCUCCUCAAAAACCGCCUACCCCCUUCCACCAGAACCUCCAGUCUCCCCUAGUUCCACUAGUGGGCCAUUAGAACCACAUUUUUGCCCACCAAACAUCUGCCUCAAUGGAGGCACUUGUAAUUUUGACCCACUGGGUCAACUCAGCUGUCUGUGUCCUUCAAGAACUUCUGGUCUCUAUUGUGAAAAUGUGGAUGAACUUCCUGAGCCACCAAAGACUUCAGCAACACAAGUUUCCAUAAUUACCCCUGAGAUGCCCACUGAACUUGAUGCUAUUAGCUCUCGGCAAGUGACCUCCACAUCCAUCCUUCUUGACUUGCACCGCUUCAUUGAGACACGGCCACACAUCCGUGGCAUCAGGUUGACCUACCGUAACCUCUCAGGGCCUGACCGACGCCCCAUUAUCCUGAGUGUACCGGCAUCCUACCCUGAGUACACUUUGCGUGGUUUGAGACCAAACUGUACCUAUUCAGUUUGUGCCAGUCCCCUGGGUGAGAGAGUUAACUCCAGGGCCAACAGCUCUGCAGAGACAGGAUCGUGUACAGAGGCUCGCACCGAAGGUGUUUCAAUGACAUCCUCAGAGUCCAGGGUGGAGACACAGAGCCCACUGACAUACACUCUCAUCCCUGCCAUGGCUGCCCUGGCUCUGGUGCUGGGGUUGGCGGUAGUGGCCGGGACAAUCAUCUGUUUGCGGAAGCGGAGGCAGGCAAAGGCAGGAAUGGAACUGGAGCUAGGCCCAGCUGAUCCUGAUCCCAUGGAAGUAGAGGGGAUAAAAGCCUGCUUGGAGAAUGGGGGAAAUGGUACACUGUCCCAUAAACAGCCUGAGAUUGACUGCUGUCACACUCCUCAGCCACCUCCAGCCUUGCAGCAAAACGGGGCCUUGGACUAUGAAGUACCAUUGAUGCAAGGACACUGCCCAUCAAAUAACAAUCUGGCAUCUCUAAAGCCAUCAUAUUUUUAAGCUGCAAUAAGCUACAAAAACUUUUCUUUUUUUUUUGCAGAAAAUGGGCUUGCCCAUUGAGACUUGUAAGGUCCUGCCAUUGUUCACUUAGUGUUUAAAAAUCUCAUUUUCAUCCCAAAUUCAGAUAUUCACAAUUUGAACUGGCACUUACGAUCCUUUGCUGUCCAAAUGAUAACUCUACAGACUGGACCAAAUGUUCUAGAGAUACUGAAUGAUGAAUUUAAGAUUGCAGCACAUUAGAAAUGUGCUAAACCACUGUGGGAAAUUGUUGAAGACGUGGCUCAAAGUCAUCUAGGAGAGUUUGACGAUGGUGAAACCUAACCAAGUGAUUAAACUAAGUGCAAUGGACUAGAAGGUUCUUAGUCGCAGACUGAAAACGGAAGUGCCUUUUUGCAUUAACAUAUGUAACCAAUGGCUCGUUUUUUGUUUAUAGAAAAGAAACUAUGUGAAUGAGCUGUAAUCCUAUUGCUGGAUUUGGGAGAUACAGUAUGGAGAACAGUGCCCCAACAUUUGGGCUACAGAACUGGAGGAAGUGACCUUGGCUAAACAGUGUAAACAGUGACACAGAUGUGGGAAGACAUGAUCAUACAUCCCAUAUAAAUUGGUUUUCAACCAAACUACUCAUUGGGGAUAAUAAAAAAGAACUUGCACUGAAAAGAAAAAUUUCUUUUCCUUUACCUUGUCCCAGUCAUGAACUGCCACAAGACUGAUGGUUGCAAAAGGAAAUGCAAUAACACAAAACUUUGAUUUUUUUUUUUUUACAAAGCUAGUAACAGUUUGAUGACCAUAAAAGCUGCAGAAACUAUGAUCUAAUCUGAAACAAAACUUCGAGUUUUUUCACAAGUGGAUUUGGAUUCUUCAGUGUCAAGAGAUUUAUUUUAAUUCUCUCCGCUCAUCCCAAAGCUUUUGGCUUUGUGUGAUACAUUUGCUGUGAAAGAUAAAUGGACUGAAAAAACAGCCGUUUAGAAUGGACUUUGCUUGUAUUGUUUUUGCUGUGACGGGAAGGCUGUUUCAUUUAGCUUAUAUCAUGAUAUUCUGUGUUUGUCAUGUGUUUUUUUGUAUUUUUAUAAUGCUUUUUGUUGUUGAUGUCCAUUCAGUAUUGCUAUUUCUGUGAGUUGAAACAUUGGAUUGUUUUCCCUUGUAAAAGCCUGCUUGUAUUUUAAGUUUCAUGUAGCCACAACUUUCCAGAGCUUUUUACAUUGAGUGCCGAAGUAAAUACCAGCUUACAUUCUUGAGAUCAGCACUAAAAACAGCCAACAAUAAUCAGACAUCUACUAAAAGGUUUAGCUUACAAUAGUACAUCAGUUACCUUUAUAUUGUGUUACAUAUGUCCGAUGAACUCACCAAGUGAAUGUAACUGUUGAGUGUCAGACACUUAAUUCUCUGUGCCAGGUCUGCCAGUGCUAUACCGGGAUAAGCCACAGACUGUUUCUGACUGCCAAAGUUAACACUAACUGUGUUCAAAGGCUCCUACAAAGCAGCACACACGUGCCGAGGAAACAAAGUUCAAAGAGCUUGAAGGCAAUUUGGCGAAAGUGUCACAGACUUUUAGGCCCUAGUUUCCCCGUGGUGCUGCGGACCAUAUCAUUUCUCAGAUAUGGUCUAGACACUGUCCCCCUGUGGCUUUUUUGCUCUCUGAUAUCCUCUUGGUGGCUCUCUGUGCCUCCGGUCUAACCACCCAGUGUGUUUGGUCAACAGGCAUUAUUGGUUUCUGUGUUUGGAGACUGUUUUGCGUGUUUAUGGCCAACCAGACCGUGAAAUGUACAGGCGAAAUGCACCGUUCCGUUGUAUUUUUUCUUUUUUUUCUCCCCGUCUUGUCAAAAGCAUUUAGAGUUCCUUUCCCCUUUUUUGAAAUGUUUUUUUUUUCAGUCAUGAGAAUGAAUCUUAAAUUGCCAUGUAUAAAUAGGUUUACAAAGACGUGCCUUAACAACAUUGGUGCAGAGCCUCACUGACAUCUUACAGUGUCAUAUUACAUGCUCAUGAACAAAAAAGCCCCUAUUUUGCCUCACAAGACACAAGCAUUAUAUUACAUUACAAACUGAAAAUGAAGAAAUAAAAAAUGUAAUGUAAUGACUUUAGACAGAUUUCAGGUCUUGGUUAUCUAACAGCCUGGAAGACAGUGUGUUGUCAAUUAUUUUGUUCAGGUGUGUGUGUGUGGGUGUGUUUUUUCCCUCUCCCACUUCAUCAGCAGGCUUGUCUUCUUUAAAAUUGAGUCCAUGCCCUACACAGCCACUGUCCAAAAUCAGCUUACCAUUCUUUUGGCUUCACUGCUUUCUUCACCCUGUCACUAUUCCAGUAUAAACACAUAGACAGAUGCUCAUAUAUCUGAUUUCCCUCAAUGUAUCAGCUGGAAGGCCUUCUGUGUUGCUUUGGACAGUGAGAGGACGGAGGAGGAAAUGUUUGAAAUAUUUUCAACAUGCUUGUUAUAGAUCCAUCCCUGUUUAUUUAGGGAAACCUGUCUUUUCUCCUUAUUUUUUUUUUAAUGUUUGUCGAUUACGUCAGUUAUGUCUCCGUGUACAUGUUUGCCAGAAAAGCAAUGCUGAGAAAGAGAACAGUAUUAAAAAAGAGUUCAUGGUAAAUUUCUUGUGAUUUUGUGUUUUAUGUAGUCCCUUUUUCAUGGUUUUAUGCUGGUGCAGUGGGGGCUUUAGAAGUGAUCCUCUUCCUUGUGGAUUUGAGGAAUUUUGGCCCUGCUGAUCACCUCUGGAUGUACAGGGGACAAAUCUAAGCACAAAAAAAAAAAAAAAGAGAAAA
This is a messenger RNA of Scatophagus argus, 5160 nucleotides long. RefSeq names its product vasorin-like. The coding region runs from base 274 to 2409 and encodes 711 amino acids. Gene Ontology annotation, cellular component: plasma membrane; extracellular matrix. The transcript is spliced from 2 exons. Gene Ontology annotation, molecular function: transforming growth factor beta binding. NCBI's taxonomy places the organism in Eukaryota, Metazoa, Chordata, Actinopteri, Scatophagidae. The record is from RefSeq and is a predicted model, not a curated record. Gene Ontology annotation, biological process: negative regulation of transforming growth factor beta receptor signaling pathway.